Messenger RNA from Silurus meridionalis, 5379 nucleotides. Its product is annotated as NACHT, LRR and PYD domains-containing protein 12-like. Lineage: Eukaryota; Metazoa; Chordata; Actinopteri; Siluriformes; Siluridae. The record is from RefSeq and is a predicted model, not a curated record. Gene Ontology annotation, molecular function: protein binding.
UUUUAUGAAGAAAGGAAUAUAUUUCCAGGAGAAAAACACAGUUUACAGGUUCCUCUGUAGGACUAGAAAUGUCCUCCAGAAUGAGCGACUCUGUGAAACAGGACAUAAAGAAAGAUGAGAGUCUGAUUCAGGGUAAGAGAUCAGACUCACCUGAACCCAGCUGUGUGUCCAUGAAGAGUGAUGCGUCAAUGGAAAAGCCAAUAAACUUUAGAAACACAGACUGUACUACUGAUCUGAGCUCAGUAAUGUAUAAGAGAUCAGACUCACCUGAACCCAGCUGUGUGUCCAUGAAGAGUGAACAGUCAAUGGAUCUUCCAAUAUACUUUAAAGACACAGACUGUACUACUGAUCUGAGACUGCAGAAGAAGAAAUCAAAUAUCACUGAGAAGAGUCAUUUAGAGGCCAUAUUCAAGGAUCUGGAGCACAAAGUCAUCACUCUGAUACAGAAUGAACUGAAGAGAUAUAAGAAGCUCCUGAGUCCAGAUUACCCAGCAUGCUCUGAGAGGGAGGUGGAGGAUGAGGAGGAUCAGAGCAGUGUCAGAGAGGGAGUGCUGAAGAUCACACUGCACUUCCUGAAGAACAUGAAGCACACAGAUCUCGCUAACACACUGCAGAACAAACUCGUCUCUGUGCACCAGCGAAAACUCAAAUCCAAACUGAGAGAGAAAUGUAAAAGAAUUACUGAAGGAAUCUCACAGCAUGGAAGCUCAGCACUUCUGAAUGAGAUCUACACAGACCUCUACAUCACAGAGGGUUGGAGUGGAGACGUCAAUAAUCAACAUGAGGUGAGACAGAUUGAGACAGUGUCCAGGGGACCAGCAACACAGGAGACACCCAUCAAAUGUAAUGAUCUCUUUAAAGACAAGUCCAUCAGAAGUGUGCUGACUAAAGGAGUUGCUGGAAUUGGAAAAACAGUCUCUGUGCAGAAGUUCAUUCUGGACUGGGCUGAAGGAAAAGCAAAUCAGGACGUCACCUUCAUGUUUCCACUUCCCUUUAGAGAGCUGAAUCUGAUGAAGCAGAAACAUCUCAGUCUGAUGGAUCUUCUUCAUCACUUUUUCCCAGAAAUAAAAGAAUUACGAUUAAUAGACUGUGAGAGGAAUAAAGUGGUGUUGAUCUUUGAUGGUCUGGAUGAGUGUCGACUUCCUCUAAAUUUCCAGAAGAAUGAGAGAUUGUGGGAUGUGACAGAAUCAGCCUCAGUGAAUGUGCUGCUGACGAACCUCAUCAAGGGGAAUCUGCUUCCCUCUGCUCUCCUCUGGAUCACCUCUCGACCAGGAGCAGCCAAUCAGAUCCUUCCUGAGUGUGUAGACCAGGUAACAGAGGUACGAGGGUUCAGUGAUCAUCAGAAAGAGGAGUACUUCAGGAAGAGGAUCAGUGAUCAGAGCCUGACCAAUAAAAUCAUCACACACAUGAAGUCUUCCAGAAGCCUCUACAUCAUGUGUCACAUCCCAGUCUUCUGCUGGAUCUCAGCCACUGUUCUAGAAAGAAUGUUGGGUGAAGCAGAGAGUGGAGAAAUCCCCAAGACUCUGACUCAAAUGUUCACACACUUCCUGAUUUUUCAGAUCAAACACAAAGACCAAAGGUACCAUCAGAAAUGUGACCCUGAUCCUCAGCAGUCCAGAAAAAGUAUCCUGGAACUGGGAAAACUGGCUUUACAACAGCUGGAGAAAGGAAACCUGAUCUUCUAUGAGGAAGACCUGAGAGAGUGUGGCAUUGAUGUCAGAGAAGCAUCAGUGUACUCAGGAGUGUGUACUCAGAUCUUCAGAGAGGAGUUUGGGCUUCACCUGGGGAAGGUGUUCAGCUUUGUACAUUUGAGUGUUCAGAAGUUGGCUGCUUUAUACACAUUUCUCUCAUUUAUCAACAAAAAGAGUAAAAAACUACAAAUCAACAAUCUGUCAGAUCUUUUCACCAAAUCAAACAUGUCUGAUUUCCUGAGGAGUGCAGUGAAAAAAGCCUUACAGAGUGAGAAUGGACACCUGGACCUGUUCCUCCGCUUCCUUCUCCGUCUCUCACUGGAGUCCAAUCAGACUCUCUUACGAGACCUACUGCCACAGACAGGAAGUAGCUCCCACAGCAAACAGGAAACAAUCGAGUACAUCAAGGAGAAGAUCAGAGAAAAUCCAUCUCCAGAGAAAUCCAUCAAUCUGUUCCACUGUCUGAAUGAACUGAAUGAUGAUUCUCUAGUACAGGAAGUACAACGUUACCUGAACAGCAGAGAUUCCUGGUGUCUCAGUGGAGUCAGACUUUCUCCUGCUCAGUGGUCUGCUCUGGUGUUUGUGUUGCUGAACUCAGAAGAGAAUCUGGAUGUGUUUGAUUUGAGUAAAUGUGACGGAUCAGAUGAAUGUCUUCUGAGGCUGCUGCCAGUGGUCAAAGCAUCCAGAAAAGCUGAGUUGUGUUACUGUAAUCUCACAGAGGAAAGCUGUAGAAUUCUGUCCUCAGUUCUCAGUUCAAACUCCUCCAGUCUGAGAGAACUGGACCUGAGUGGGAAUAACAUGCAGGAUUCAGGAGUGAAGCUGCUCUCUGCUGGACUGGAGAAUCCACACUGUACACUGGAGAUACUGAGGUUGUGUGUGUGUGAUCUCACAGAGGAAAGCUGUAGAAUUCUGUCCUCAGUUCUCAGUUUAAACUCCUCCAGUCUGAGAGAACUAGACCUUAGUAAGAAUAAGCUGCAGGAUUCAGGAGUGAAGCUGCUCUCUGCUGGACUGGAGAAUCCACACUGUACACUGGAGAUACUGAGGUUGUGUGUGUGUAAUCUCACAGAGGAAAGCUGUAGAAUUCUGUCCUCAGUUCUCAGUUCAAACUCCUCCAGUCUGAGAGAACUGAACCUUAGUGAGAAUUUUAAACUGCAGGAUUCAGGAGUGAAGCUGCUCUCUGCUGGACUGGAGAAUCCAAACUGUACACUGGAAAUACUGAGGUUGUAUUGGUGUAAUCUCACAGGUGAAAGCUGUAGAUUUCUGUCCUCAGUUCUCAGUUCAAACUCCUCCAGUCUGAGAGAACUGAACCUGAAUGUGAAUAAACUGCAGGAUUCAGGAGUGAAGCUGCUCUCUGCUGGACUGAAGAAUCCACACUGUACACUGGAGAUACUGAGGUUGUGUGAGUGUAAUCUCACAGGUGGAAGUUGUAGAUUUUUGUCCUCAGUUCUCAGUUCAAACUCCUCCAGUCUGAGAGAACUGGACCUGAGUAGGAAUAACCUGCAGGAUUCAGGAGUGAAGCUGCUCUCUGCUGGACUGGAGAAUCCACACUGUACACUGGAGAUACUGAGGCUGGAACGCUGCAGUAUUACAGGUGAAGGUUGUGCUGCUCUGGUUUCAGCUCUGAGGUCAAACACCUCAUCACACCUGAAAGAACUGCAUCUGAAACACAAUAAACCAGGAGAAUCAGGAGUGAAGCUGCUCUCUGAUCUACUGAAGGAUCCACACUGUAAACUGGAGACACUACAAUAUAAGCAGUGAGCAGUUCCUGAUCUGAUCAGAGUUUUAUACAGAAGAUGAUGAGGAUAGUGAUGAUGAGGAUCUAUGAGAGCUGUUUUUCAGAUUAAUGUCCUGUUCCUGAACUCUUGAGAGCUGUUCUUGCUUCUCUUGCCUUUUAGUCUUCACUUCAUGCUCUUUUAUCGUGAGCUGCAAUCUGGGAUCUACUGCACUGGCCAGAGGCUGCUCAAGAUUGAUCUCAUCCUCCUCCAGCUCAGUCAUGGCCUUCGCUCUGCUGCAAACCUGGAGAGGUUGGUAGGCUGUGUGGUGCCUCCUGGAAGUGCUUCCCAUUCUGGUAGGACUUGUUGGGUCACGAGUUCCUCAUAUAGUGCCAUUUUGCCUACAUUUUUGCAAACUGUUCAGCAAACUGGCACAUUAAAAAAAUCAGCAAUGGUGAGCAGAUCAUCCUUCCGCAGCUAUCAAAGUCUUCCAAUGAAGUACAGAACAUAAACAUAACUAAAUCAAAUGUCAUAAUACCACCGACACAAUACACCAAAACACCACACACAGCAAAUAUAAAAACAUCCUGGACGAGACUCCACAUCUGUUAUGAUCCAGUCUACUGAAGAAGCUGCUCGGAUGAGUAGUGAAUCGUUUUGAUCCAACCAGAUAGAAGUAAAAUGAACAUGAUUCAACUUGCAGAUAACCACAGCUGGAUAACUGAGAAUCUUCACAGACAGACUCAGUCUACACUGUAAAAAAUGUCUGUAAAUUUAACAGUAAAAUACUGUAUAAAUGAUACAGGAUAGAACCAUAUUUGACAAAACUGGCAGUAAUCGUAGAAUUUACAGUGCAAAACUGUUAUUCAUUUUACAGAGUAAGACCUUAAAUUUAACAGUUAAAAACAUAUAAAAAAACAUUUAAAAUAUACUGUAUUAGUUACCAUAAAAAAAAUAAUAAUUUUGUCUUUCUAUUUUACAACAGGGAAAUAAACAUGUCAUGAAUGUGAAAAUAUCUUUGGUAAAAACUGAAUUUUUUUCAUUGUAAGGUUGUUUCAUGGAAUUGCCCUCCUAAUCUUAUUACAAAUACAUAAACAUAUUUGACACCUCUGUGCAGUGUGCAAUUGAAAAACACAAUGCACAUGGGACAGAGGACAUAAAUAAUUAUUACAUAUGUUUAAAAAAAAUCAUCUUUGUUUAUGUAAAGUUGUAAUAUAACAACUUCUAAAAAACAAUUGUAUGCUUAAAUGGUCUGCCUAAAAAGCUUAAAAAUUGACCUUGACAUUUGUCUAUUUGAUUUUGAGAACUGAAAUAGUUUUGCUGUAAUUAACAGUGAUUUUACAGUUUUCAUGUUCUGUGAUCGAAAUUUCUGAAAUCUGUUUUGUCUCUGUCCUCAGGUGUUUGUUUUAAGGUAGGAAAAAUGUAACAAGCAUUUGAAAAGGUAACCAUUAAGUAUCAUCCAAUCAUAAUAAACGUUGCGCCUUGGCGCCAGUGGGCAAAGAAUUUGAUUGGCUGAAUACUGAGUGGUGCGGAGCACACGGCAGCGUUUGCUCUCCUGUGUUUAAGCAGUGGCGAAAUGGCGAUUCUUGCGAAGCAUUAUCGGAGCUGAACUACAAAUGGUAAAAAUAUUCUUUAAGAUAAAUGUGUACACUGCAAAAACUGAAAUCUAAGAAAGGGGAAAAAGCUUAUUUCUAGAAAAUAUCUCUUGUUUUUUGCCAUUAAAGACAAAGAUUCCUAAAAAUCAUAUUGAACAUUAGACUAUAAAUCUCAAAGUAAGAAAAUUGUUGUUCUUCAGGCAAGUAAAUGUUAACUUUUAUUUUAGCAAAAUUUCACUAAAAACAAGUGACAGCUAUAAAGUGCAAGUAUAAAGUGCACAUUUAAUUUGAUUGUUGUACUCAUUUUAGACCAAUACUGCACUGGAAAAUUCUAAAAUCAAGAUUCUUAAUCAAAUCAAUCAAAUCAAAUCAAAUUUUAUU